Chlorella variabilis is the source of this 369-nucleotide messenger RNA. RefSeq lists its product as hypothetical. The coding region runs from base 1 to 369 and encodes 122 amino acids. NCBI's taxonomy places the organism in Eukaryota, Viridiplantae, Chlorophyta, Trebouxiophyceae, Chlorellales, Chlorellaceae. The transcript is spliced from 4 exons. The record is from RefSeq and is a predicted model, not a curated record.
AUGAAGGCCUCCGCCACUGCUCUCGCCGCUCUCGCGGCGGUGCUGCUGGCGCUUGCAGGAGGAGCCACCGCCUUGAAUCUCAGCCUGAGGGCCUGCAGCACCGGCCCUGCCUCGCCGUGUGCCACAUGCUCGGCGCGUAAACCAGACACGUGCGUCAAGUGCAAGGACGGCUACUACCUGCCCCAGAGGAGCACACUCGGCAAAUGCAAGGAGUGCCCCGAGUGGUGCACGCUUUGCAACAGUGCGGGAUUCUGCCUCGGCUGCGCCGCCGGCCACCGCCUCCGCGGCGACGGCACCUGCGCGCCGGGCCGUGCCACCGGUUGCAUGCCCAAUGUGGGAGGCUGCGUGUCGUGCUGGGAGGACAAGUGA